AGUAACUGAGAGCUUUAACUGUUUUAUACAGAACUGUUGUACAGGCAAGAAGGUGCUGCAGGAAAAAAGCAUUACGCCACAGGUUUUGUAAAGAAAAUGCUGAGAAUCUCUUCAGGGUACAUGCAUUUGACAUCAUAUAUGCCAGACAGUGGUUUCCAAAUGACAUCUUAUGUAACUCCUGAGGCAGAUAAGAUAACAAAAAGUUCUGUGUUGCAGUCAAACAACCAUAACUAGAAACUCUCUGAACAUUAUACUUAUAUACUUAUUGCUAAACCAGCAAGGACAAUUACAAAUUACAAUGUAGAAAAUGUUGGAGUAUUCAUUACCAUAUUUCUUCUAUCAAGGCAAACCACACGUUCCUCUUAGACACAUGUCAAAUGUGAGGCUUUAAAGAAAACGUUCCUUGAGUUAUCCAAGUAUAAGGAGCAUCUGAGUAAUUUUUUUAAUUGUUCAGAUUGUUCAGUGCUAAUCUGAACUUAUUUUCUUCUCUCUUAACAGAAAAUACAUUGAAUAGUGAAUCCUGGACUAAGACCAAACAUGGAAAAUUUCAGGCUAUGCAGUAAUAUGGAGGGGGGGAGGGAAUUGUAAGUGACAAGUGGGUUAUAUUGGAAGUCCCAUCUUGGUUUCAACAAUAGGACUGGUAUCUUGAUACUUGUGUUUCAGAAAUGUGGAUUUCCACAUACUAACCAUCUUUCAUGAAUUACUGCAGAUCUGACAAAUUUGAGUUAUUGUGCUCCUCCUGGGAGAUUUUUAAAGCCAAUUGUAACAACAGAUUAUAUGAAACAGCUGGUCAAACAGAAUGAGGAACCAGUUCAUUGGCAUUUGAUGAAUUAAUAAAACCAGGCACAAUGCAAAUUUCAGCAAUAGCUAGCAAUUCUCCAGGAGAAUAGGAACCAAAAAGAAAGGAGCAGGAAUCGAAUUACAGCAGCUGUUUGGCCAACAGGUAGGGGGUAAUUAUUUCUUCAUGGCUAAGGCUUGGAAAACUCUUACAAGAUUCCCUGGAAAAAAAAUGUUCUCCUUGCAACUUAUGCAAAUGAUAACAGAAGAAUAGUGCUUAAAUGAAUUUCUGACCGUUCUUUCACGAAAAAGACAGUGAAAGAGAAAAAGGUUGCACAUCAGAUUGUCUGCUAAUGCAGGGACAGAGAACAGGCUUGGGUGUCUUGUGGUGAAUGAGUGGCUGUAGGGACAGUAAUCCUUUUGCUGUUGCUUUUAUGGUUGCAGUGAGAAGUGGAGACCUUUGAGAACCAAUGUAUAUGACUAUCUGAAAAAAUGUGUAGAAGUGUUUUGCAACAGCUAUAGCAGUAAACUUUAUUGUGCUAGUGUUUUUCUAUAGUGGAUCAUACAGAAGUUCCCAUGCAGGAGAAUAUCUUUACCAGGGAAAACCUGAGCAACUGUAUGAAGGCGAAACAUCAGAAGCAGCUAACAACCAACUGAUGAAAUGAAUAAUAAUGUAUUAUCAGGACUAGAGGGCUUAGACACUAGAGUACAAAGGGAAACCAAGUGGGUACAGUUGAACUGAUGCUUACAAUGUGCUCUCUGUCACCUGCAUCAGCCACUACACCUUGUGGAAUAAAGAACCAUGUGGAUAACAGUGAGUUUUGAAAAGCUUUUGACAAGGCCAGUCAGCACAGGCUGUUAAAUAAAUGAGCCAUCGGAUAAAAUGGAAAGAGGGAAAAAUGGGGGGAACUCAUCGGUGGGAUCUCACAGGGAUGUCAGCUGGGACCAGUGCUGCCCAUCAUGCUUAGAAAUGACCACUAGUGAAAUUCCACAGUCAUUCCUACACAAACAGUACAGAAGUCAUGUAUGGCUUUACACAGUCUAAAGUGAACUGCAAAGAGUUUCAGAAGGCACUGACAAUACUGCAUGACCAAGUGAUAAAAUGGCAUAUGAAGUGCAAUAUUCGUACAUGCAAGACAAUGCAUACAGGGGGAAAAAAACCCACCCUAGCUAUGAACAGAGUGGGGAUCUGCUGAGCUGCUGCUGUUCAGAAAAUUGGUCUGGGAGUCUGGACAAUUCCCUGAAAAGCCAGCUCAGUGUUCAGUGAUGGUCAAAAUGAGAGAAAGACAGGUAGCAAUGACUAGAAAAAACUAAAACAAAACACAGGAUAGAUUAUGCCUCUAUUCAGAUCAGUUCUGGUUACCACAGCUAGAAAAAGAUAGAAGGGAGGGAAAUAAAGCUGAUGAGAAAUAUGAAUGGUUUCUGUAGGAAAAGAGACUACUAGAUUGGAAAAGAGAUGAAUGGUAAUGUAGGUUCAUAAAAUUAUGAAGAAUGAGGAACAGGGAAGGAUUACUCAUCGUUCCUGGUAAUAAAAGAAAUAAGGGGAAGCUAAUAAAAGUAUCAGACAGAGGUUUUAAAACAGACCAAAGGAAGGACUUUUUAAUUCAAUAUGUAAUUAAGUUGAGAAAUUCUUAAUCACAACAUAUUGUGGAGGCCAAAGGUUUAAAUCAGUUGGAAGACAGAUAAGACAAAUUCAUGUAGGAUAGGUUUGUUUGUAGCUAAUAAACACUGGCGACAGCCUCCAUCCCAAAUGGUAAAUCACUGAUUGCCAGAAACACAGAAGGUGUGUCAGGGAAAGAACUUUAUUAUAUGACCUGUUUCUUACACUCUUUCCAAAGAAAAACCUCUGACAUCUUUGGAGGUAGCAAGUUGCUCAGGUACAGCAAAACAUCUCUCUUCUGUUUGGAUUCAACUUGGUGUAAAGAAGUGGUUGGUGUGAGAGUUUUAGGAGGUGGUAUUUUCCUUCUGCAGCUCUUACAGACAUCUAUUUGACCUUCUGUAUAUAUCGGUUUAAAGAUAUGCACAAAUGAAACAGGAAAUUUAUGACUGUUUCAGUAGCCACAGGUAGUCUGAAUCUCUACCUUCCCAGCAUAUUGUCAGUUCCACGCCAUGGAGAGACCUUCUGGGAGGGGAACUCUGAAUAAUGUCUGUGUCACAAAAAGUAGCUGCAAGUCAUGAGCAAACAUUUUCAGGUUCUUCAGGAGGGAUACUUUCCCAAGUCUGUCCUCAGGCUGUGGAUAUCUAGUGGGGAGGUAGAUCUUGAGCCCUACCCUUGGCAAAGGGUGACAUGGCAGCUUUGUAAGAGGCAGGAGGCUCUGCAUUUGAAAGGUAGGUGUUUGAAAGGAAGGGUCAGGUCAAUCCGUGAGGGAAACCUUCCAUUCUUGAGGACUCCACUAUUGUUUGAGUGGUUGUGUGUUUGAGUAUAUAUAUGUCUGCAAGUAUGUUGGAUUGCCUUUUUGAUCAACUUAGAACAGGAACUUAGAACUUAGAACUUACAUCCAUAACCUGUGUCCUAGGCUGUGUAGCAGGGAAGCUCACUGCCAUCUGUCGCUUGCACACUUAGCAAGGAGCGAAUUUGGAGCAAUAAUCACAAUCCUUUACCAGUUUUGGUACUGGGCAAGUUGUUCAUUAACUAAAGGUUUAUCUACUUACUUUACAGGAAAUACAUCUGGAAGACUUGCAAAUGGAGAAGGGAUUGUAUUGAACCCCUCCGUUAGGACAAACUCAGCUUGUUAUUGUUACUAUGGAGGUAGCCCUCACAUCAAUGAGACUGGCAUUAUGACUUCAUCAGUCCUAAACCAAGAUAUUUACAUCCUGCACCUCACUGAAAAGACACUGCGCUGAAUUCAUGGAUCCCACAAACUUGCAUGGAUGCAAGUAAGCAGAACUUGGCCCUGACCAACAAACUGUGAAGCUGAAUCAGCCCUUUCUCCUUCCAGUCCUUCACAACUUUAUCCACGGGAUGGCUUCUGCGGUUCUGCUCCUCACCCAGCCAGCAUGGCUUUCCUGAGGCCUUGGAAUGUUGUCUGCUCCUGGAAACAGGGGGGCAAGUUCUUGAGAGGCUUAGGGAAUGCAAAUGUGCAGUUGGCAGCUAGUCAGGACACCAGAGCUUGGGUCCAAGAGAGGGAAAAGGUGCAAGACAAGCUAUACAUAGUAUCUGAUCCUGGUUUCUCUUGUGUACAGCCAGUCCACUGACCUGAAAGACAAUGACCUGUUACAGCCAUACUCAACUAUGAAGCAAGAUCAACUUGGCCUUUGCAAGGGAAAAGACACACAUAUUAAACCCAGAUGAAGACUAGAGAAGAAAAUGUCUGCUGCUCCCUGCCACUAUUACCCCCCUUGCUGUGUUCUGGGAACCAGGAGAAAGAUGUUUCCACCACUGAAAUGACAGCACCCAAUUUGAAGGGAGCAGCAGCAACCCUGAAAGAAAAUACAGCGACUAUGGAUGGCAAAAAGAUAAUCUUGAACUAGACUCUGGGUUAACAGCCUGGGAGCCUCUGUGGGAUCCCUCUCCCACCCUUUGCCCCUCUGCUAGCAACACUGGCAACACUGAAAUCAGCCUUUGAGAAUAUCUCCUGUGGGAAGGAGACCUGAUUCAUGGUUUUUGAAGCAGCAGCUGGGUCUGACUGUGGCAAGGUUUGGGAUAGCUGGAAGAGGGGCAGGACAGAUGUGGCUCUGCAGCACUACUCAGCAUCCCUGCCCCUUUGAAAAGACUGACCCUAAAGACCCAUGAAGCUGUUUCAGAGCCAUCACUUGCAAGGAUGACUGACAUCCAAAACUUCACUUGGGCGGUAGAAGAUAUUUUCAAGGAAACUUUUCUCACUUACAUGAACAGCUGGAGGAAAAACAUGACGGAAGCGGCAGAUAAAUUGCAAGCCAAGGUUGAUGCUGAAAACUUUGACUAUGUUAUUCUUUAUUUGAUGGUGAUGAUCGGGAUGUUCUCCUUCAUUAUUGUGGCAAUCUUGGUGAGUACUGUGAAGUCAAAGAGGCGAGAGCACUCCAAUGAUCCCUAUCAUCAGUACAUUGUUGAGGACUGGGGCGAGAAGUAUAAAAGCCAGGUUCUGAAUCGAGAAGACCUCAAGGGUGUGAUCCAUGAAAACCCGGGUGCAAGGGACAAAACAAGCCCUGGAUCACCUUGACUUUUUGAAAACAUCUGCAAUAAGGAAAUCAUAAAACCACGUGCAGGGAACUCACUGGAAUUACAAACAGAUGUGAAACCGUUCAUUAAAUUAACAGAGAGGACAAUGCAAAACAGAGUGCUGAGGAAAUCAACAUUACUGUCUCCCACGAGGACUGGCACGGCUGCUCAGGGAACACCCAAGAAAAAUGCAUGAUUGUGCUUUGCUUUGAUAUUCUGUUCUUCAGGAAAAUAAAACCAAGAGAAUGAAAGAAUUAA
Messenger RNA from Strigops habroptila (Kakapo), 5173 nucleotides. It is a transcript of the gene KCNE2, whose product is annotated as potassium voltage-gated channel subfamily E regulatory subunit 2. The record is from RefSeq and is a predicted model, not a curated record. Bases 4539 to 4916 code for a protein of 125 amino acids. Gene Ontology annotation, biological process: potassium ion export across plasma membrane; regulation of ventricular cardiac muscle cell membrane repolarization; negative regulation of delayed rectifier potassium channel activity. Lineage: Eukaryota; Metazoa; Chordata; Aves; Psittaciformes; Psittacidae. Gene Ontology annotation, molecular function: transmembrane transporter binding; potassium channel regulator activity; voltage-gated potassium channel activity involved in ventricular cardiac muscle cell action potential repolarization. Gene Ontology annotation, cellular component: membrane. The transcript has 4 exons.